This is a messenger RNA of Cataglyphis hispanica, 5264 nucleotides long. RefSeq names its product cysteine-rich hydrophobic domain-containing protein 2. The record is from RefSeq and is a predicted model, not a curated record. The transcript has 4 exons. Bases 419 to 919 code for a protein of 166 amino acids. Lineage: Eukaryota; Metazoa; Arthropoda; Insecta; Hymenoptera; Formicidae.
AAAAAAUUGAUGAGCUGUGAACACAUAACAUAUCGCGUAUAUCCGCAGUGCGCGUCAUGCACAUCGUGCGGUUGUGCAGGUGCAACGAGUAAACACUGGUGAAGAGUAUCACGAUUGUUGUCAUUGUCAUUGAGCGAGAGCCUAACAGUUGUUGGCCUAGCCCAUCCUCGUAUUCGCGGAGAGAGAUGAUCGUCGCUCGUAAGGAUCAUCGCGACGGGACGAGCGCGAUGACGAGCCGGAAGCUCAUCGCGGCGGGAAUGUGAGCGAGAAUACGCGCUUCGGCGAGAACGUCGCGUCCGCGCGUCGUCGACCUGGCCCAGUUGGAGAGGAAGAGACGCGCACACGGACGUCGCGUGGUCGUUGCUUUAUAUGCUGUACGCUUUACACGUUCGCGGGAAGCGACGGAUUCGUAGCGGCGAUGGCGGAUUUCGAUGCGAUCUACGAGGAGGAGGAGGAGGAAAACGAGCAAAAUUUGGAGGAGCACUACGUCGCGAUGGUGCCGGACCCGAUCGUAAUUCGCGGGGCUGGCAAUAUGACAGUAUUCGGUCUCAGUAAUCGUUUUGAAUCGGAGUUUCCUAAUGGCCUCAUAUCUCGAGUAGCACCAGAAGAAUUUAAGGCAACCGUUAUGAGAAUAAAUAGUGUACUGAAAAAGACUUUACCUGUUAAUGUUAAGUGGUUAUUCUGCGGUUGUGUAUGUUGCUGCUGUACCCUAGGAUGUUCUCUGUGGCCUGUCAUUUGCUUGAGUAAAAGGACCCAACACUCAUUAAACAAAUUGUUAGAAUGGGAAAACAGUAGACUUUACCAUAAACUGGGAUUACAUUGGAGAUUGGCAAAACAGAGAUGCGAUAGCUCUUCUAUGAUGGAAUAUGUUCUUCUAAUUGAAUUUAUUCCAAAGAUUCCAAUCUAUAAGCCCGACUAAGUAUAUAAACAAUAUAAAGUACAUUUAAAUUGUGCAAUUAAUGAUGCAUCAAUAUAAAUCUUGUGCAAUGCAACACUUACAUGCAGAGAAAUGCAGAGCAGAUAAAGUGCCGCUACAUGAUAACAGGUACUCUUUCUGGUACUUAUCCAAUGCAUAUUUUUGUAAAUACCAUGGGUAGAAAUGCACAGUACAAUAAUUCGACAUAAUAACGAAUUGAAAUUUAAAUUAUUGAAAGAAAAAAAACAGCUAUUUAAUCAUAAUUAAUUUAAAGCGAAGAAAUAUAUAUAAAAAUCUACUGAUUAUUUAUUUUAUAUUCUCUAUAUCAAAUUUUGAAAUUUUGUAAAUUAAAUCGCCAUCUUAGUUUUUUAUCAUUUUCUCUAUUACUAAAUAUUUUUCACACUGAAAAUACCGCUCGAUAAUUUAUUUGUCACUUUUUUUUAAUUGUGUCAACGUAAUAAUCUCAGAUAAUGCUUACUGAGUUCCUUGUAAUGUACAGAAAUCUGUACUCGUCAACUAGAAUUUAAGCAUUCAGGUGAGAAAUUAAUCUGAUUCAGUACAACGAACAUAUUAAAAUACAGAUAAUAAAGUGAAAAUGAAAAAAUCUCGCUAAUAAAUCUGUCUAAUUGUGCGUAAUACAACACAUGCAUGUUGUAAAUACGUACAUGUACAUAUAUAGAAACUUAUUUUAACUAUAAGUUAAUUUUUUUACCAUGGUGAUAUUAGAAAGUAUGAUAUGUAAAGCGCAGCUUUACUUUCUGAUACAAAUUUGACAAGAUAUUUUAACAUGAACGAAACAUCCGAAGUAAGAAAGCGUGCGUUGUUAUAAUGCAAUUAAGAUAAUUAAUGUAGAUAUCAAACUCGUUGAUAAAAAUAUAAAAUGUCGACGAUAAAAAAAAUUUUAGUUGGGAAACAUAGCAAUCUAAUAGUAGAGUAAACAGUACAAUUAUCAAAUAACACAAUUAUAGUCACGCUGAAGGACGUAGGAAAUAUCGUAGGAAAGAUUACCUUGAAGUUUAUUUGCUCUUGUUUCAUGAUUAAAAAAGCAAUGAACUUAUAUGUAUCGCCGUGAUUUUUGUCCAUGUGAUUAUAGGUCAAUAAUAAUAAAACUUGCUGCAAGGACAUUUCUGUCACAUAUAUCCUUUUUUUUAAGUUAAUGUUUAAAUUAUAUAUCUUAAGAAAAGUGAAAAAAUUUUCAUCAAUAAAUUUUAAUUUUGUAAGUAAUAAUAUAUCUCAAUUUAUAAAUGUCACUGCUAUCAUAAUACUGUUUACUUUAUUAUUGUUAAUGAUAUACUCUUACCUGUAUAAAACAGGGAUGGAAUAUCAGGAUGAUGUCUCCCAUGUAAAGCAUCAAGGAACUUGGUUAUGUAGAUACUAUUUUAUAUUACAGUUUAAUAUGGUUCCGCACAGAUAUUUCUCCAUUAACAACUUGUUUAACAUGUAAUAAUGCAGCUGUUAUCAGCUCUACGUUGGAUUUACGCUAACCGAUAAAAGGAGUAAAAUUACUCAUCACCAGGCGCCUGCAAAAGGAAAAAAGAUUGUAGGAAAGUAUGCAAAUGCAUGUAAAAAUAUUAUAAAAUGUUUCUGUUACUGUUCAGUGGCUGUGAUUGAGAACAAAAGACUAGUUUUGAAUUCAAAUGUGUAUUGCAAACAAUUACACAUAACGCCCGUGCUUUAUCUCAUGAAGUUCUCUACAUUAAAGCCUUUUACAGAAUAUCCAGAUUUACUCUGUUUCUCUAAUAUUUGUACUUAUCCUAUAGAAUAAUUAAGACAAAGUUAAAAGCGUUGCAUUAGUAGAGGCGUCCGUGUCAUGUAGAUUAAUAAAAAUGAUAUAUUGCCAUAUCUGAUUUCAAUCACAAAUCAUAGGACAUAAUCCAUUCAUCAUUAAUAUCUUGAAAAAUGAAACAAAUAGAAUUAUUUAUACAGAUUCUCAUUACACUCAAUGGAGAUAAUGUGGAACGAUUAUACUCUCUAUGAUCUGUUGAAUAGUUAAUGAUACAUCAAAUAAUAAAGAUCAUUAUAUCGUGAUCUCAUAAAAAUCACGUUAUUAUAUUUUCGAGCGGGUGUACGAUCGAAUUGUUACGCAAAUAUUAUUUUUCCGAUAAUUCUACAAAGUAAAGCAUCAAUAUUUCUAUAUGUAAUGUCCCUCUAAUCGAUUAUUGAACAAACAUUCAAUUAUAUAUACAUAUAGAGAUCGAGAUGUACUGUGUAAUAUGGAAACGUACAUAUGUGCUUUCUAAACUGGCUAUCAGAAUUCUCUUGAUAGUAUGUAAUAAAAAUAAGGCUGUGUUACAAAAUUGGGCAAAGCAAGAGACAGAAUAUGAUUCUAAACCACAUUUAAAAACAAUUCUCACAUUAUUUUUUAGGAAUAAAGAUUACUUAACUUACUGACAAAUAGAAACAAACUUUAUUCUCUGUUGCUCGUGUUUCUAUUUAAAUAUCAAAUACGGUCUAAUUAUGUUUUCUUGAAAUACGUAUACCAAGUAUCAGGAAAAUAUAAGUAAUACAAUUGCACUUAGCUUAUUAAUUUAUUAAUCUUUUAGUAUAUGAUUAUGGGGAUAAUGUAUACUAAAAAAUUAAGUCUUUAGCUUAUAUGUACAUGUUGUCUAUAUGAAAACUUAUAUAAUCUUUUCUUCACAUAGAUUAUAAACUAUAUAAACUUAAAAAAAAACCCUAUUGUUUUUCAUUAAUGUUUCAUCUUUCUAUAUAAAUUAAAUUAUUAUAUAUAAUAAUUAAAUACAGCAACGCGAAUGAUUUUCAACCUAAAUAAAAUAACAGCAAGAAAAUAUAAAAAUUAUAUGUGUUUUGGGGAAAGAUCUUAUUUUGAAAACAAGAAGAAAAAUGAAUUAUAAGCGUAAAACUGCGUAAAUUAUCUGUCCAAAUAACACACAUGGCGAUACAUAGUUUACAUAGUUUAAAUGUAGAUAUAGACUAUCGAUGUUUAUGCGUAGCUUAUCAGACCAUUAGUUUGAUAACAAUUAACUAGUUCAUUCACUUUAGAAACUGUGCAUUUUAAACAAAUAUACUUCUGUAAUCUGAAACUACUUUUCAAAUCGUAUUGUUUUAUAGAGAAGCUCAGCUAAUAUUGUAUGUACAUGUUGGAUGUGUGAAUGGAAAAAAAUGUCAAAGCAUCACUCGAAAAAAAAAUUCUUCCAUUUACUCAUAUCAUUCAAUAAGCUACGUAAAUAUAUAAUAAACAAAUAUUUAUAUUGAAUUAUAAAAACAGAUGUAUAUCUUAUGAAACUCAAUUAUCCGAAAGUGGUUUACAUCUCAGAUUUGUUUCAUUUAUUAUUAUUUGAGAGAUCAAGUAUUAUUCGAAAGUAUAGAUCGAAAAUAUUUUUUCUUAGGACAGGAAUUGGAUUUUUUAAAUGAAACUAUCAGAUGUUAUAUGACACGAUGUGUAGGAGUGUAAUAAUAACUAUGUAAAGAAGAUAUAAAUCCGUGGAAUGUAUACCAUGGCAAGAUUUAUAGAUCAAUGAUUAAAUUGCAGAACAUUGGAGGAAAAGAAUAUAUUUUUGAUAAAUACAAGAGAAAUAUGGAAAGUGCAAUGAAUAAUGAUUAUUGGCAAAAAAAAUUUGAAUCGAAUUUAUGAUUUGGUAUUGAAUAUAGUAAGAUUAUGUUUCAGAUUGAAUAUUUUUUAUGCGAAUUAAAUGUAUCGCAAUGAAAGGUAUCAUUAAUAGCAGAUUAGACGAAAAAAAAAAAUUGUAGAACAUCGCAUAUCAUACAUUAAAUGCACUAUAUAGUUUAGUUAUAUUAGAUUUGUAAUUGACAAGGCAUUUAUUUAUAUCACAUUUUAAAGCCAAUAUAGAGGAGAAUUAUAGUUGUAAGAUAUUCUUAGCGCGAGAGUGGCUAAGUAGCAAAAUUAUUAUCAAGCUAUCGUGGUUUCAACAUGUGCCUUUCACUCGUAAAUUUGUGUGAAUCAUAAAUGUAAAUAUUAUAUGUUAAUAACAUGUUAAAAAAUAUAUUUGUAUAGAAUGAGAGUGGUUCCUCUAUAUAUAUAUAUAUAUUGCGCAUAUAAAAUAACAAUAUCCGCAAACUCGUAAAGUCGUUGCAUAAGAUUACAUGACGAAUCGAAAUGGCAUAUCAUCAAUUUGCGACGGAUAUAAAUUGUUUUAGGAUUAUAAUAUUCAUGGAUGCGACAAUGUGAAAUACGAGAAAUGUACGCAAAUAUAUUAAGGCAAGCUUUUAUUUUUAACAAUUGAUAUAAUAUGCAAUUUAUUACACAACUAAUUUUCUGCUAUGAUUAUAUAUUUCUCGUAUGCCUUUUGUUAACCAUGUAAAUUUGUGUAUUAUGUUAACUGUGUUUUUUCGGUUUGAAAAUAAAGUUUUACAAUGAUUAUAAAAAAUU